GCUUGCUACCUGGGGAAGAAAGAAGGUGUUGGAGAAGGAAGGAAGAGAAGCGGAGGGGAAUCACAUCAGAGAGCUCCUGAAUCAGGGAAAGAGGAAGGGGAACAGGGAGGAUCAGCCACUCUCUGGUACUACCUACCCUUGGAUCACCAUCAUGACUGUUGGAGGAGUAAGGGGGAGGAAGUAGUGGAGCCAGACAUCUGAAUCUGUCUCUUCCUCUUGCAUUGCUCCGAUGAUGAGAAGGGCACUGCUUUCUCAAGUAGGACCCAGAGCUGGGAAGGGAUCCCACUGGCCAGGCUGCUCUUGAAGAGAAGCAGGAUGGACCAAUGGAAAAUCUCUGAAAAUGUGACCCAGAAAAAUAAGCCACAUCCAACUGAAAAGGCCUACAGGAUCAUCAAGGUCAUCCACACCACCCUGGCUCUUCUGGCUCUCACCCUGGCCAUCGCCCUGAUAGUUAUGACUCUUCUGCUCCAAGAACUUCGAGGGGAAAAUGAUCGACUUGAGAAGAUCCAAGCCUCUAAUGAAGUUCUGAGAGCAGAAAAUAAAAAACUCAUGAAAGAAGUACCAGAGGUUUGGGUGGUCCACAAUGGAAGUCUCUACUACUUUUCUUGUAUGGACAAGUCCUGGGAAGAUGCUGAGCAAUACUGUGUGUCACUUGGCUCCCACCUGGUCUCAGUGACUUCAGUGGAAGAGCAGCAAUUUAUUCUCAAAAAAACUAAUGGCAAUGACUAUUGGAUUGGAUUGAAUAUCCGAAGGAGCUCAGACUGGAGCUGGGUUGAUGGGACUCCUUAUGAUGAGGCCAAGAGCAAAGACUUUUGGGCAUCUGGUGAGCCAAACAACAGUGAAAAAAAUGAACAGUGUGUCCACUUUUCAAGGAACAGACUCAAAACAUGGAAUGACAAUAAAUGUUCCACAAGUUUCGGGUUCAUCUGUAAAUGGGAUUGCAAAUCAUCUGGGUUGUGUCCUUGAAUAUGAAAGCAAUCUCUGAGCUCUGCUGACACCAACAUCUGAAGAACGGACACGGAUGACAAACAUUCUUCUAUGUAUCACCCACACCUACUCUAUGGACUUCAUUUUUUACUUCUUACUUAAAGCUGAGAAUUCUGGGCCCAAUCAGCUGGGCCAAGUGAUGCCCCCAACCCAUCAAACAGCUGCACAGCCUCCUUUUCAUGCUGGGAUGAUGGCCCAGCCAUGCCAUCUACAAUCAUACCUCCAUGGAACCUCCCCCCAUACAUAUAUAUGCACACACAUGUAUGUGUACACAGAUAUGUACAUAGACACAUGUGUAUGUGUGUGUAUCUUCUUGAUCUCCCAGACUUCCCAGCUCUACCUCUUGAGCUGGGAAGGAAAUUCAGGGAGAGGGUCAGACAUGGGACUCAUAAACUGUCUUUGUCCCCUGGGUCUCGAUGACUAGUUGUGCAAAUUACAAGGUCUCAGCUCAGGAUGCCCCUGAAAUACUUAGCCCUCAAGGUUAGAAUGAGUCUCCUCUCCCUGUCAAUCAAACAUUGAUUACAUUUCUACCCUAUGCUGGGCUCUGUGCUCAUUCAUCACCGGGGAUGCAAAGACUGAAGGGAAAUAGACCUGCUUCAUCCUAAAAGGAGGUGCAGCAAAAACAGGUUAAAAUACAUACCGCAUAAUUAGGCAAUGAAGUGAUACACUCAUAUACUGAGUCGCUAAAUACAAGCUGUUUUUUGAGGAAGGUAAAGGGGAUCAGGAUGAUUCUGUAUAAAGAUGAACCCAUGGGAGCUGAUGAAAUCUCUGAGGAUUUAAGAAGCUAGGAGAGACAACACUGGGCUGGAAGACUGGAGAGAACAGUGUCUGGUCCCACCAGAGAUAGUGUGGUAAGCUAGACACAGCCCCAGGCUUUACAUGAGAAAACAGGUUCAAGUCAGCUUUACCAAUUGACCCAAUGGUUUCAUUUUUGGAGUCACUUGGCUUAUCCACCAUAUUUUAACAGCUCUUCUAGGAACCCUACCCAGUGACAUCCUUAGAUAACAGAUUUCAUUAGAGCAGCUGUCAAAGUAUUUGGGAAUCUGGACAGAGCCUGAUUUGAUAGUCCCUGCUUUUACAGGAGGCAAUAUUACAUGGUAGUUAACAUGCUAGAAAUCUGGGCUGGAGUCCCUCCCCAGAAACUUGCUAACUGUGGGACCCUGAGCACAUCCAGCCUCAGCCUCAGUCUGCAUAUCUGUAAAAUGGAGAUAAUCACACCUGCCACCUGUAUAGCUCUUUAUAUCUUUUUUUUUUAUCACUCCUGAUUCCAAUGGACAAUUCUUGGUUCUCUCUAGAGGAAUUAAGCAGUUUGAAAAGGAUGGCCACAGGCUCCUUUAUUCCCCUCUUCCUUUUGACUGUUCACAGCAUGGAAUUCAUCUGCAGCUUCCUCAUCUGAUAGAAGGGAAAUGAACACAGAGGAGAAAGGGGGGGGGGUCCCUAGGACCUCUGCAGUGGAAGCAACUUCAUUGGCCUCUAGUCUAUCCUGGUCCAGAAUAGAGUUUCAUGGCAUCUCUCUGUAGGGUAGGGGCUGUGUUCUUGGAAACUGCACAUGCAUAGGUAUGGCAACCUUACAAGGGACAAUGGGGAAGCUCAGUGAACGUAUAAAAGAACCAUCUGUGAUGACCCAGGUUCACCAAACUUUGUGAUCCCAUGGUUCUGAAUCUUUAUGUUCUUAUCCUAGGAUCCAUCCAGAGACCAGCUCAGCACACAGGUUAUUCCUUAAUGUAUAAUUUCUGGUAAUAUUAAGGGGACAUCUGCUUUUGUAGUCACUGAUUUGUGUAGCAUUUACAAAUGAGAGCAGUGAGCCCUUCUUGGCAAAACUUCAGCACUUUUGCUGUCAACACCAAAGGGCUCAUUUUUUUUAACUCAUAAGAAAAGUGAAAUAAAAAAUAAUGUAGCAGGUGAAAUGGUCUGAUGAGGGAAGGUGGCACAAGUAUGACCAUAGGAACAAGGAAGGGUUCAGAAUAGCCACUGAUGGGACCAUGAGAGAGAUCAUAUUAUCAUAGAGUUAGUGCUAGAAGACACCUCAGGGGCCAUCCCAUUCGAAGCCCUCAUUUAAGGGAUAGAAUAUCAGUGUAACUAAGUGGCAGGCCCAAAGUCAAACAUGUAUGACAAAACUGCAGCUAACCAUUGGAGACAACUGCUCAGUGAAAGUCUGCAUGAAAUUAGAGAAAUUAGUUUUUGAGUAAACCCUGGAAUCAAAGGGAAACUUUAAACCAGUAAAGACAAGGGGAGUGACUAAAACAGCCUCUGGUGAGAGGUAUGGUUUACUCAAAUCAAAUAACUUUCCCUGAUGUGGUCAAAGAGUCAGCCAGUUGACUGCCAAACUCAGCACAUCCCUUGUGAAGUUAACAUGACAUGUACUAUUAUCCCUAGCUUUUAUUUUUACCAUAUGGGGAAACUGAGGCCUAGAGCUGGGAAGUGAUAACACCGAAUCAUAGAAUUUGAAAGUAAGAAAGGACCUAAAUGGGCAUCCAACCCAACCCAUACAUUAGAGGAAUCCUAUCUAUCCCAUGCCCAAGAUCACACAGCUGGGAUGUCCUAAAACUAGGAUUUCAACCCGUGUCUGUUCAUUUUAAGCAGAGGCAUUCUCUCUACAUUGUCUAUGCCUGGGAGUCAGGAGACUUAAGAGCUGGUCUCAGCUGUGCUCACAACUCUCCAUGUGGUUUUGGCCAAGUUAUUUCUUCUUUCUGGGAAUUAGUUCCUUCCUCUAUUUUUUUUUAUUUCAAUUUUCUUUUGAGUUUUAAAAAUGAGCCUUUUACGGUUACUAAGCAUGGUGUUGAAGAUUUGCGUAGAAAGAGCUGACUUAUCUCCAGUUUUUAAAAUGAGAGUCAGACUAGGUGAUCUUGAAGUUCACUUUCAGCACCAAGAUUGCAAACCUAUCCCUCUAUUACACGGACACAUGUAAUGGUCCGAUGAGGGAAGGGAAGUCUGAGCCAAAGGAUCCCUGGUCAGCAUGGAUCACAGAGCCACAGAAUCUGAAAGCUUGAAGAAAUCUCAGCCUCCAUCUGUUCUAGUCCAUACACCAAAGGAAUCCCAUCAUAACACACUGGGAAGGGCGCAACUAGAUGGCACAGUGGAUAAAACACUGGCCCUGGAUUCAGGAGGAUCUGAGUUCAAAUCUGGCCUCAGACACUUGACACUUACUAGCUGUGUGACCCUAGGCAAGU
Molecule: messenger RNA, 4157 nt
Organism: Dromiciops gliroides (monito del monte)
Lineage: Eukaryota; Metazoa; Chordata; Mammalia; Microbiotheria; Microbiotheriidae
Product: C-type lectin domain family 4 member K-like
Exons: 7
Coding region: 316-966 (216 amino acids)
Source: RefSeq, a predicted model, not a curated record